CACUCGAACCGAUUGGAUUGGAUUUCUGAGAAAAAACCGGGGGAAAUGUCGUGUCGUGGAUUCUUCGCUGUAUCUUCUCGCCUCCAAGUGUUUUGCAUCUGAGAAGGAAUAAUGUGAGGCAAGAAGUAUCCGUUUCGGAGUAUCUACCGCGCUAAGACAGGAACGGUAACGACCGUCGCGUUUGCGAACUGCUCGAGUGUUUUGACCUCGUUUGUGGGUUCGGAUCAGCCAACGGAAAACAGGGAGACCAGGAGCAGGGAUUCGCUGCGAGACUUGCAACCAGUUCCCUGGAACCCUAGCCUUAGUGACUUCAAAACAAUUGCAUUCGGGAUUCGUCCGCUAAUUUUAGAUCUGCUGAAGUCCUGGACUUGGAUCCAGGAGUCGAGUGUGCUCAAGGAAUCGUGUCAAAGUGAAAAGUUUGAAUGAAAAUUAGUGAAAAGAAUUGGGAAUAGCUUUCAAGGAAGAUAUCCUUAAGGGAAAGUUGAGAGUACUCCAGUUUGUGCCAAAAUAUUUCAAGUGUGUCCCAGAAAUGAUGAAAGAGUUUGUGUAAGGAUUUGGGAAGCAUCCAAUUGCCCCAAAUUAGUGGAGAUAUCUUCGAUUUUUACCAGUCGAUCAAGUGGAUUUUCUACUCUACUAAAGAAAGGAGCUCAGCAAGAUGGGAACACGCACCCCGGAUUGUCGCAAGUUCACCCCCAACAUCUUUAACAAGAGCAAGUGCAGUCACUGCUUCCGGCAGCGUGAGGAACAUAGCGCGGCUGCGUUGGAAUGCAAUCGGCCAAUUGUGAUCCCGGCUUCGCGUAAGGUCUCGAAAUGUGGAUACUUGUUCGUCGCACCUGAUUGGGACUUCAAUAAUCCUCUCUACAGAACAAAGCGAUGGCAGCGAAGGUGGUUUGUGUUAUAUGACGAUGGCGAGCUGACUUACUCGGUGGACGAACACCCUGAAACUGUGCCACAAGCAUGCAUCGAUAUGACCAAAGUCCUGGAAGUAUCUUCAGCAGAAAUGAUAACAGGUCACUCGAAUUCGAUAGCUAUCACAGCACCGGAUCGGGUAACUUUUGUGAAAGGGACAUGUCCAGAAGAGGCCAAGUGGUGGCAUAAUAUCUUGUCUGCGUUUCCAAAGUCAAAGGGUCGUCAUAAGCGAAACGCCACCUUUCCUGGUGGUCAAGCGACAACAAUAUUACAAUCGAGCACUCCACCAAAUGGUCGUAAUCGGCACAAUUCAUACCACAAGGAUACUCUAACGUCAACCAUUAGUUCAGGAGUUGGUGGUACCGAGGGUGGAAAAGAUAUUAUUGGACCAUCGUCCUGGGAUGAAGAAACGUCCUCCUCGAAUAUACCACCAACAACUCAAGAUGAAAACAACAAGAAUGCUGGAAAUGAAAACACCAAUCGAGUCUACACGGAUCAACCAGUCUCAUCAAAAUCACCGCCAACUCGAGAUAAAAUCUAUCCUGAAACGAAAGCUCAUGCCAGAAUACGGAAUCGAAAUCGAAGUGCGCCAACUCCACAGGAAGACGAAGAUCAAGUCUCAUCACGUCUCCUCAUCGAAGAUGCCCAUCGCGAGGACAAACUAAAAGAUUUCGCUAACAGCAUUACCAACAAUCUGAAUCAAAUUGCAUCGUCAACAACUCGUUGGCAACAGACAACAAACCAAACAAUAACAACACCAACGCUCUCAUCCACCACGCCAUCAUCGGCACCACAAAAACCAUCAGCAACCUGCGUAAGUAAUUACAUACACCAAAAUCACAACAACAAUCACCACAGUCACCAAAACAACAUGGACGAGCAGCCCACACGUGAUGAACCUGAUAUGCCACCUCAUCAACAACAGCAUCUUCAUCUUCAUCACAAUCAGACAAAUCAUCCUGCGCACUAUCCAGAAAUAUCAACCACAAUUACCACCACCGCCACAUCCACCUCCAAUAUGAUCACAACGUCCCCCGUGUCCGCAACAACAAUUCCCCUGCAACGAGAUUAUCAUAGCAAAAUUGUUAAUCUGCGACCAAAGUCAUUACCAUUAGCAUCAAGUACAGCACCUGCCAUUGUAUCUGCCAUAGUCAAAAAGAUACCGAACAUAACGAAAGACAACAAUAGCGCUAGCAUCAUCAGCAACACCACAAACAAAAACAAUAGUAGUAGUAUCAAUAGUAGUAGUAGCAAAUCUAGUCUGGCCACGAGGCUCUAUCAACAGCUUCAUCAACCAAAACAGCAAACCCAGAAGCAGCAGUCACAGGAGCGUGGUGAUCCCGACGGAGGAUGCAAUGUGGAUGAUGUACCGGCCAAUUAUCUGUCAAACAAUGCGGAACUACGAGUUGGCCACGGCGCUGAGGACAUCCUGAAUUUGAAGAAGGGAUGGUUAAUGAAGCAUGACCUGAGAGCGAAGGAGUGGACGAAACAUUGGUUCAGCCUACGAGGUGCAGCCUUGUUCUACUACAGGGACUCAGUGGCAGAGGAACGAGGCGUUCUGGAUGGAGUCCUAGAUGUCAAUUGCUUGACCAACGUUUCUGAGCUCACAACUGGCAGGAGUUACAGUUUCCAGCUAACAACAUGGGAUAAACGAAGGAUAAUUUUGGCCGCUGCUUCAGCAAGCUCAAGAACUAAUUGGAUAAUUGUUUUGCGCACUGCAGCCGGUCUCCCCUCUCUACAAGAACCAAAACCUUUGGAUGACUCUGCCCAGGAACUCAUCAUCAAAGACAACACCAGUGACGAUCUAAAAAGCGAAAUCGAAAAAGAUUUCAUCAAAGCUCAAAUGAGUCAAGAGACAAUCCGCAACAAUCUUGCAAUUCAUGAUACCAGAGCGGAGACUGUCGCAACUCCAUCAAAGGAGACUCCUACAGAUGCCACACCUGCUACUCCGAAACCUGUUGUUUUCUCGUCAGACGAAGAGUACAGAACGGCUUCAGAAGGCGGUCGUCGAGACAGUGUCGACUGGGGAUCGCCACUCUCCCCAUCACCUCCUUUACCAACGUCUCUCUUCAGAGCUAAGGAGCGCAUGCGAUCUAGAUCUAGCUCAAAUUCAAGGCUGCACAAAAGGAGCCGAUCGUCACCACCCAGUUCACGACGAAGCACUGUUGACAGUGUAGGCUCUGAUGAACUUCCCGUCAUCCAUCCUGUUCAAGAAGAGCUAAAUAUCGAUAAAGAGCUUCAACUUCGAUUGGGACUAGCUGAAAAAGAACGCGAUAUGCUACGAGAGGAAGCUCGAGAUCGUGACUCCAGAAUGUCUGAACUGCUUACAACUCUUGAAAAAACCGAGCUGGCACUCACCUCGAGAAUACGUGACGUGGAAGAAGCACGGGACAAGCUCUCACGCGAGCUCACAGACGCCAAUGGCAAAGCUGAGGUGAUAGUCGCACAGCUAACUAAUGAGCUCGAAGAAAACCAGAAGAAAAUCAAAAGCCUUGAAGAUCGCCUUGCGCGCGGCAUCGAGGAAAACGAAGCACUUUACAAAAAACUGCGUGAAAUUGAAGGCGGAAGCCCAUCAAACUUCAGCAAUUUGAACCGUACAAAGUUCAAACGAGUUGACUCUCUCAGUGAUUUGACAAAUCUAACUGACAUCGACCCGUACUGUCUGGAUCGCGACAUGCUUGCUGAAGAAUACAAUGAAUUGAAAUCGAGGUUCGAAAAGGCCGUGAAUGAGAUCAAAGCUAUGAAAAAAGAGCUAAAGGAGUCUCAGAACCAAUAUGAUGCUUUGGAGAUUUCUUAUGCAGCUCUAAAACAAGAUCUUCAGCAACAAGGAAGCGAAGAUCGCUCGCAGCUACAAAUGAUGGCUGAACGCAUCCGUGAUCUUACCUUGAAGUACACCACUUCCGAAAGGCAAGUCCGAAGCCUCAAGCAAAAACUCGCCAAAUCUGAGCGUCGCCGAUCCCUCUCACUGAAGGGAAAAGAUGGAACGACUGUCCCCAAAGAGCUUGAGGAGAAGGUGAACGAUCUUGAAUCCAAGAUCGACUCAAUUGAACGAUCAAGUUCUGAAAAGCUCAUGAAAUCAGCUUCUGAUGAGCGAUUGCUACGAAAAACGGCUCCUCAUGUCCGAAGACGCAGUUUGGAAAGUACAUCCGGUGACUCUCUGCAGUUCAUGGUUCGCCUCAAUGCCUUAGAAAAGCGGCUGGAGCACUCGUCAUCCCCAGUGCCUAAGAUUCCCGAAGGAACGGUAAUGAAUAACUAUUCUAGUCCGAAAUCAUCUGAGCAUGUAAUCGAGCGACUAAGAUGUCUGGAAGCAGUGUUAAUUUCCAGCAAGGAUCGCAUUGAACAGAGCCUACAACAGCUGCAGUCUUUGCGAUCAUCACGAACACGAAGAUCUGUAUCACCAAUCACUGAACGUAAGGAUUCCAUUCGGUUUGUUGAACGAUGCCUUGCUGAAGUGGUGAAGGUAAUGAGGGAGUCGUGUCAGACUUGUCUACCUACAGUUGAAGGCGGAAAUCAGAUGAAUAUCGUCCAGUUACCAGAAUCCAGUCCGAUAAAACAAGCUUUGGUACAGUUAGAGGUUCAGCUUAGGGAGAAGCUGGGGGACCUACUGAAACAGAGGCGAAUAUUGAGGGAAAGAAACCAGUUGACACCACAAAAAGAUUUAGAACUUCUUGCUGAACGUGUAGCGUUCGAAAGUGUCUGUUUUGGAAAACUGAGGGACUCCAUAACUAGAGCUGAAAAUCCUUCGAUGUUCGGCGAGAAACAAACAAAAGCUGAACUUGCGGAAACAUCUCAACUUAUGGCCAUGCUCAAAGCUAAAUUGAGCGGAAAGUGCUCCUUUAAACCUACUGGAAGCAUUGAUGUCCUAGCUAGUGUCUUAGCUCGACGUUUAGUCCUUACAUCGGGAAGGAACGGACAACAAACAAUCUCCGAACUACCACCUGUAAGCCAAAGAUCCAUGGAUGAACUGCUGAGGCAACAGAAUGAGAUAAAUCUGAUCACGAAACGCUACAAAAACAAUGCAAUGGAGAGCUUGGCGUGUGCCCUGGCUGCUGAGACUUUGAGUUACAUUAGCUCCAAUGACACAGUUCAAGGUGCAGUACAAGAAGCGUGGAGACACGCCCAGGAAGCUGUCAACUCCGAACUUAUCCAGUCCGAAAUUACCCACAUAAUGAUGAGAAACGCAGAAUGCUUUGAAAGUUCAGUAACGCCUGCGUUUGGCUACACCCUAACACCAGAGGAGCGCAUCAGUUUCGAGAACUUUGCAGAUGCCGUGCAAGAUAUCCUUCGAAAAGAAAUGGAGAAUGCAAUUGACCAGCUAACGCAAUGCUAUGAGGAGUGUCUGGGCAAGAUGAAACGUGGACAAUGGCGACUUCACCUCGAACAGGAGCGAAAAGCUAGUGAAGGCAGACAAUUGCUGUCAGAAUUUGCUGAUGUCAUCGCUCAUAAGGCAUUGAUAGAUGCAAGAAUAGCUGUCCUCAAGGGUGCAUAUGUUUCGAAGGAGAUUAGUAAACCGAAUGUCAGCACUGAGUUCAGCAUAGUUACCCUACAAAAAUAUGAAACCCUUUUUGAGGAACUAUCACAAGACCUUCAGAUUUGCAGUGCCGAUGAUAUUCUCGCAGAAGCAGAUUUCAAUUUUAUGUACAAAAAGUUCUCCAAUGACUUUACAACAGAUCGCGCUCAAAUGCUGUCCGUUGCUGCGUCCUUGAAGAAAUUGGAAGAGUCGCUAGCUGUAAUGUUUAACACUCUAAGUCCUAAUAUGUCGCUUCCAAUUUCCGUGCGUUCAGUUGAAACUCUUGAAGAUGUUCAGAAUUUAACCAGUCACCUUGAAGACAGUGUUCAGGAUAUGAUCCCCAUCGCACAGCAGCUGCGAAACUCCUGCGAGGAAUGCGAGAAAAUGCAAGUCAGUCUUUGUAAUCUGACGGCAUACCACGAAGACCAACUCAAAGCUCUGCAAGAAGCGCACGAUAAAGACGUCGCCUCCCUCCGGAAACACAUGGACGAAUACGCGGGAACCAUCAAACUGCUAGAGAGCGAACGAAAUAACUUGCUGGAAGAGCUCAACCAUCAGAGUAAUCUAGUGGAAGACCACGAACGCGAACUGUCUGCCAUAACCCUUAAACUCAAAACAAAAGAGGAUGAGUGCCAUCGCGAAAAAGAUGAAAACGCUGAACUUUGUGAACGUUUAGAAGCUAGCGAGAAUCGUUACAAAACCCUAAGCGAUGAAAAACAAACGCUUACACAAAAAUGUCUUCUUCAGAAUGAAGAAUAUGCGGCCUUAUUGCAGGAACGCGACUUCAUUCAGAAUGAGCUGAACAUGGAGCGUGAUCGGUCGCGUAAGCUUGAAAAACGCCUUGAAAUGUUGGAACUUGAACACACUAAGCAGCUAGAAUGCUUGAAGGAGGCGUAUAAGGAUCAAAUAUUGGCUCAUUGUAGCGAUUUCACUAGUCUUACAAAUGAUGAGGAGAGCUUUAGACAACGCUAUCAGGCCGAGAUUGAACAGUUACGGACUCUCUGCGAAAAAGGUCUGGCCGCGAUGGAGUCAUCUCACCGAAGAAUCGUUAGCGAUCUGGAGGAAAAACACAGAAAGGAAAUCGAUAGGCUCCUAGUAGAGAAGGAGCAAGCAUUGGCUGAAGAGACUCAGGCAACCCUUGCUGCAUUAGAUGCCAUGCGUAAGGCACACCAAAGCGAAGUACAAAGAGAGGUGGCACGUUUCAAACAGGAAUUCUUAAGACAAUUUCAUAAGGGAGAGCAAUCGAAUGUUCCUGUUAAGGAAAAAGAGGAAGAACUCGAUGAGCUCAGGCAGGAAAUACUCUCAUUUUCUGAAAAAUAUUCAAUAAAAUGCGUUGAAAAUGCCACACUCGAGGAAAGACUGCGUGUUGCCAAUCAAAAACUUAGGCAGUUUCAGCAGAUGCAGCAGUUGGAAUUACGAAACCAACAAUUUCGAGCACAUUUAGCAUCCGAGGAUCCCUCUGAUCUGAAUUUUGUGCAAGGACUAUCGACAAAAGAGGAUUCACCGAGUCCGGAUAGUGAGCAUGCGGUUGAUGUAAUGCGUGUGAAUUCUGCUACUGCAAACGACACCACAACUAUAGUGAAACAGAUUUCUAGUGCUCAUGAUAUCAACACUGAUAGAUCUGAUUUCAGUGGAAAAUCAGAGACUGGAAGUCAUUCUUUUAGAAGUUUAAGCUCCAAAUUUGGGCUGAAUAAAGGCCUGAAACCACCCUACAGCAGCAUAAAUUCAUCAUCUGGAAUCCAAAAUUCUCAUCGCCGAUAUCAGCACAGAACGAUCGAAAUAGGAUCAAUAAAUUCCACCCAAACAGUGUCCACCUCGACACCGUUCCCAGCACCAAGUACAUCGGCAAGAAACCUCUGGACCUCUGAAAUUCCCUCAAUUAAUUGCCAAGCUGCUAAUCGAGGUCAAUCAGAAGCAAAAUUCACAACAAAAACAUUGAAAACUGAUUUAAAACCAGUGGAGCAACCAAAGACUUAUACAGUUUUAGCGUCAAAACUAAAUUUCGAUAGUAAUUCUCAACAGUCGACAUUAGAAGCGAAUAGGAAAGAUAAUUGUUAUGCAAGCCUGUACGCAACCCCCCUUCGGAGCGAUCGGCGGCCGGACCAGACCCACAAUCCCCUGCUGAAGGGAAGUUCGGCGAAACCAGAUGACCCAACCAAACCCACGAUCGACCGAAGACUGGCCGUUAGUCUAAGUAGUCUUAGCGAAUUACUAAACACUAACCCCAGCAGCGGCAACGUCAGCACUAACCCCAAGAUGACUAGCAUUAGUUGUUCAAUUCAGAGUAGUAAUAGCAACAGCGCAACCCCCACUAACAGGAAGCUGAGAAGCAGAAGCCAAGCUGGUACCUCAAGUAGUAAAGUCCGCUUAGUGCGUCGUAUCUAUGAAAAACAGGAAAAUUCAGUAGCGAAUCAGAAAAUUGCAAGCAAAUCCGUUAUCGAUCAAACGAAGGAUGAUGAUGAGUCCAAGAUGAAUCCGCUCGAUAGUGAAGCCGUUUCGAGGAAACCGAGUUCACCCUCUCCCUUAGACGGGAGGGACGUUGAGCAGCAUACAACCUCAAAAGUGCGACGGUUUGAGUUGAAAAUUUAAUUAAAUUAACACAAAAGCAAUAUUAUCAACUAAAUAUAAACAAUUUAAAAAAAAUCGUUAAAAAGCUUUCAAGAAGCGAACACAAGUUCGCGCGUAUCCUUAAAAUGUCUUAACAAACCUAACUAUGUAUUGUAUAUGUAAUUCGUUGGCAAUAUGAUGCGGACCCUCUCGAUGUCAUAUAUGUAUGUAUACCAGUAAAUUAAAUUAGAGUCCCCCAUCGCGUUCAUCCCCCUUAAAUUAUCCCACUUCAGUCGAGUCUUUAUUUCUAUCUUGUAGAUAAGGAGCAAGCGUUAAAGGAACACUAAGCGAUUAAGGUUUAUUGUUUGUUAUGAAGUUGAAAAGGAGUUCGCCUUGCGGACCCUUCAUAUGGCAUAAUUAAUGAUAAUUUCUAUAAAAUUGUACUGUACAUUUUAAUUAUCGUAUUCUAUGUGUUUCGUACCUUCGUCUCACGUCUUUUAUCUUUCUCGUGUGUAAAUGUGUAAUUUCAAGUUUGAAGUUUAGUUAAAUUAACUACACUCUACGCGUAUAUACAAAACAAAUUAAUUUUUAUCGUAGUACAUAGUAUGAGAAUAUUAUUAUUGUAUUAGUGUAUUAUUUUUGUUUUGUUAACAUUGAAAUUAUUAAUAUUAAAAAAUAUUUGAGGUUAUUG
Molecule: messenger RNA, 8657 nt
Organism: Hermetia illucens (black soldier fly)
Lineage: Eukaryota; Metazoa; Arthropoda; Insecta; Diptera; Stratiomyidae
Gene: osp
Product: protein outspread
Exons: 14
Coding region: 656-8008 (2450 amino acids)
Biological process (GO): actin filament organization
Cellular component (GO): actin cytoskeleton
Molecular function (GO): actin filament binding
Source: RefSeq, a predicted model, not a curated record